GUGGCAGUAAAUCGGGCGAGUGGGGAACCGGGCGCAGGACCUGCCGCCGCGGCCGGGAGUGGUGCUGCCGGGACGGGGGCCCACGGGGGUCAGUGGGGCGGAGGACUCGGAAGCUGACAGCGCGCACUUCACCCGCAGUUAGUAGCGACGGAGAAGAUAGCUCGCUGAGCUGGAACCCCACAGAUCGCCAGUGAAAAUGAAGGCGGCGGAUGAGCCUGCCUACCUGACAGUGGGAACUGAUGUCAGUGCCAAGUACCGAGGUGCCUUCUGUGAGGCAAAAAUUAAGACUGUGAAAAGGCUGGUAAAAGUUAAGGUACUCCUGAAACAGGAUAAUACUACACAAUUGGUGCAGGACGAUCAAGUAAAGGGUCCUUUAAGAGUUGGAGCUAUUGUUGAAACAAGGACAUCUGAUGGAUCCUUUCAGGAAGCUAUUAUCAGCAAGUUGACAGAUGCUAGUUGGUAUACUGUGGUGUUUGAUGACGGUGAUGAGAGAACACUGAGACGCACUUCACUUUGCCUAAAGGGAGAGAGACAUUUUGCCGAGAGUGAGACACUUGACCAGCUUCCCUUAACAAAUCCAGAGCAUUUUGGAACUCCUGUAAUUGCAAAGAAGACAAACAGAGGAAGGAGGUCAUCUCUUCCUGUUAAUGAAGAUGAAAAGGAAGAAGAAAGUAGUGAAGAGGAAGAUGACGAUAAGCGACGUCUCAAUGACGAAUUGUUAGGAAAAGUUGUAAGUGUGAUGUCAACAUCUGAGAAGACUGAUGGGUAUCCUGCUUUGGUAAUAUCUCCCAGCUGUAAUGAUGACAUCACAGUGAAAAAAGACCAGUGUUUAGUUCGAUCAUUUAUCGAUUCUAAAUUUUAUUCUAUAGCAAGAAAGGAUAUCAAGGAAAUAGAUAUUCUCAAUCUACCUGAAUCUGAGCUCUCUGCUAAACCAGGGCUUCAGAAAGCAAGCAUCUUCUUAAAAACCAGAAUUGUUCCUGAUAAUUGGAAAAUGGAUAUAAGUGAAAUCCUUGAAUCAUCCAGUAGUGAUGAUGAAGAUGGUCCAGCUGAAGAACAUGAUGAAGAGAAGGAAAAGGAAACCAAAAAAGAAGAAGAGGAGGUGCCUGAGGAAGAACUUGAUCCUGAAGAGAGGGACAACUUCCUCCAACAGCUUUAUAAGUUUAUGGAAGACAGAGGUACUCCAAUCAACAAACCACCUGUUUUGGGCUAUAAAGAUCUCAAUCUCUUCAAACUCUUUAGACUGGUUUAUCAUCAAGGUGGAUGUGACAAUAUUGAUAGUGGUGCUGUAUGGAAGCAAAUUUAUAUGGACCUUGGCAUUCCUAUUUUGAAUUCAGCUGCUUCCUACAAUGUAAAAACUGCUUAUAGAAAGUAUCUCUAUGGUUUUGAGGAAUACUGCCGUUCUGCAAAUAUUCAGUUCAGAACUGUUCACCACCAUGAACCAAAAGUAAAAGAGGAAAAAAAAGAGUUAGAAGAAUCAAUGGAAGAGGCUCUAAAAGUAGAUCAAGAAAUGCCUUUAGUAGAAGUGAAGAGUGAACCUGAGGAGAAUAUUGAUUCAAACAGUGAAAGUGAAAGAGAAGAAAUAGAAUUAAAAUCUCCAAGGGGACGAAGGAGAAUAGCUCGAGAUGCAAAUUCUAUUAAAAAGGAAAUUGAAGAAGACAAGACAGAAGACAAAUUGAAAGACAAUGAUACAGAGAAUAAAGAUGUAGUUGAGGACUAUGAAACCGUGGAGAGAAAAGAAAACGAGUUACUGCUGGGGAGAAAAAAUACACCAAAGCAAAAGGAGAAGAAAAUUAAAAAGCAGGAGGAUUCUGAUAAAGACUCAGAUGAAGAGGAAGAAAAAAGCCAAGAGAGGGAAGAAACUGAAAGCAAAUGUGACUCUGAUGGGGAGGAAGAUGAGGAAGACAUGGAACCCUGCCUAACAGGAACCAAAGUGAAAGUAAAAUAUGGUCGAGGAAAAACGCAGAAAAUCUAUGAAGCUAGUAUUAAAAGCACUGAAAUUGAUGAUGGAGAAGUUUUAUACUUGGUACAUUACUAUGGAUGGAAUGUCAGGUAUGAUGAAUGGGUGAAGGCUGACAGGAUAAUCUGGCCUUUGGACAAAGGUGGACCAAAGAAAAAACAGAAGAAAAAAGCAAAAAAUAAAGAAGACAGUGAAAAGGAUGAAAAGAGGGAUGAGGAGAGGCAGAAGUCAAAACGAGGACGACCUCCUUUAAAAUCUACCCUUUCAUCAAACAUGCCAUAUGGUUUGUCUAAGACUCCAAACAGUGAAGGAAAAUCAGGUACCAGAAGUGCUCGCAGCAGUAUGCCAGACAGCUCACCUCUGUCAAAUGGAAUGGAAGACUCUUGCUCAUCUGAUAGUGAAACAGAAGACCUUUUAGAAAAGAAUUUGAUGAAUGAAGAACUUUCUCCUGAUAUUAAAGAACUAGAAAAAAAUGAACACUUGAAUGACGAUAAACUAGAUGAAGAAAAUCCAAAGAUUGCUGCACAUAUAUUAAAAGAAAACGAAAGGACACAAAUGCAGCCUUUAGAAACACUGAAGUUAGAAGUUGGAGAGAAUGAACAAAUAGUACAGAUUUUUGGAAAUAAAGUGGAACAAGGAGAAGAAGUUAAGAAAGAGGCUGAAAAAUCUCCUAAAGGAAAGGGAAGACGAAGCAAGACAAAAGAUCUUUCUUUAGAAAUUAUAAAGAUUUCAUCAUUUAGCCAGGAUGAAGCAGGAAGUGAAUCUCAUAUAGAAGCUCAGAGUCUAGAAUUUUCUUCACUAGACAGUAAAAAUUUUUCCUCUACUGCUGAAGAUGAAAUUGACCAGUGUGCAAAAGAAAAAAAGUUGAAACGGAAAUUACUGGGACAGUCAUCACCAGAGAAAAAAACAAGAAUCGAGAAUGGAAUGGAAAUGACAAACAGCGUAUCUCAAGAAAAGACCAGUGACUGUAUUGCAUCUGAGGGAAUGAAAAACUUAAAUUUUGAACAACAUUUUGAAGUAGAAAAUGAAGAAAUGCCAUCAUUAAUCGCAGAGUCCAACCAACGCAGUCAAGAAUUGACUAGUGAAAAAUUUGACAGUCCAGCUGAAGAAACUGUAAAUACUCCACUAAAAGAAGAAGAGGAUGCAAUGCCUCUCAUUGGGCCUGAGACCUUGGUUUGCCAUGAAGUAGACUUGGAUGAUUUGGAUGAGAAGGAUAAGACCAGUAUUGAAGAUGUAGUAGUUGAAAACUCUGAGUCUAACUCUCUUGUUUCUAUUCCACCUGCCCUACCUCCUGUUGUACAGCAUCACUUUUCAGUAGCUUCACCACUUACUCUCAGUCAAGAUGAGUCUCGAAGUAUAAAAAGUGAGAGUGACAUAACCAUUGAAGUUGAUAGCAUUGCUGAAGAAUCUCAAGAAGGUCUCUGUGAGAGGGAAUCUGCAAAUGGGUUUGAAGCUGGUGUUGCCUCUGGUACCUGUAGUAUAAUUGUUCAAGAAAGGGAGAACAGAGAGAAGGGUCAGAAAAGGCCAAAUGAUGGAAAUAGUGGAUUAUUGGCAAAAAAGCAAAAGCGUACCCCAAAGCGAACAAGUGCUGUAGCCAAAAGUGAAAAGAAUGGAACAGGACAAAGCAGUGAUAGUGAAGAUCUUCCUGUCCUGGACAAUUCAAGUAAAUGUACACCAGUAAAGCAUCUUAAUGUGUCUAAGCCACAGAAGCUUGCACGAUCUCCUGCAAGGAUUUCCCCUCACAUCAAAGAUGGAGAAAAAGAUAAACACAGGGAUAAACAUCCAAAUUCAUCCCCUAGAACAUAUAAAUGGAGCUUUCAACUCAAUGAAUUAGAUAAUAUGAACAGUACAGAGAGAAUCUCUUUUCUCCAAGAAAAAUUACAAGAAAUAAGAAAAUAUUACAUGUCUUUGAAAUCCGAAGUGGCAACCAUAGACAGGAGGAGAAAAAGAUUAAAAAAGAAAGACAGAGAAGUGUCUCAUGCAGGAGCCUCCAUGUCAUCUGCUUCGUCAGACACUGGAAUGAGCCCAUCAUCAUCAUCUCCCCCACAAAAUGUGCUUGCUGUAGAAUGCAGGUGAUGAACGCUUUCUCUGCCUUCCCAGCAGUUUGCUGCCAUGGACAUAAAUCCCAAAACCCUGAAAUACAACCACAGAAAGCACUCAACUGGUUUGACAUUGCUAAGUAUAUCCUGUAUACUUUUCCAGGCUGGAUUGUAUCUAUUCCCUCUCUUUUCUUUUUUUUCUGUUGCAAACAGUAAGCUGAUUAAUAACUGAAGGUUAGGCAGCCUGCCAUAUUUGUCAUAAUUUUUCCUAAUUUUUCAUUUUUUGUGAAGAUAGAAAAAGGGCACUUAGCAAAUUUGAAUUUGUAUAAUAAAGCUUUCAAAUGUUAUAGAAAUCAUAGACAAGCAAGUGCAUAUGAUAAACAUCAAAAUAUUAUCCAGCUGAAUAGUGACUGCUGCACUUUCACUAAGAUGUAUUUGAACACUUGGUGAGUAGGGGGUUUAUGUUGUGUUUUUUUUUUUUAAUUAUUGUUGCUGUUGUUUUUUUAUUUUUGUGGAAGCACUUGCUAUUUAGAACUGCCAAAGUAUAUGUUCAGCAGUGUGCCCAGGUUUAAAGGUGUAAAUGGGACAAAAUAAAUUGUGAAAGGAAGUGUAGUUGACUGAAAACUACAGUUGUAAUAAGUCUUCCACUUUUUAUAGGAUUUUUGAGCACACAAUUAUGCAAAUAUUUUAAUGUUUAUUAAUGUUUACAGUGGAAUUGUGAAUAAGUUUUCAGUGGACUAUCUUAUCCCUUGACAAAAAUAUUUUGUCUUUUUUCUAUGUAAUUUCAGAGUUUUUAUUUUGUUACAAAAAGACAAAAAUGAAAUAUAUAACAACAAUGAAGUUAUUUAACAAGAUUUCUAAAGCUGAAAAUUUUGUGUAAAAUAAGGUAUUAUCUUGCAACUUGUUAAAUAUAUUUAUUCAGACAUUGGAUGUUGUAUUUUUAUGUAUUUUUUAAAAUAUUAAUAAAAUGGAAAAAAAGAAAAUUCUAGGUUAAUUCACUCUUUGGAUGACAAUAGCUCUCAGCUGUCCCUUUCACAGGAGGUUGCAUCCAGCAGCUCUGCCCGCGCUGAAGGGAGCGCGUCUCCGUCCUUCAGACAGCACGGACUCUAAAUGGGCAUCUGCAUCAUUAAAGUAUGUCCUCGUUUAGAAACUUUGGCAGUCCUAGUAUUUAAACUGUUUCGAGGAUCAAAUUUUUGGUUGCCCUUACAAUACUUUGUCAUAGUUUUUAUGUUUGCUAUACUGCCGAAUAAAUUUCUUAUCUCCCAAAGUU
Molecule: messenger RNA, 5266 nt
Organism: Lynx canadensis (Canada lynx)
Lineage: Eukaryota; Metazoa; Chordata; Mammalia; Carnivora; Felidae
Gene: ARID4A
Product: AT-rich interaction domain 4A
Exons: 24
Coding region: 197-4033 (1278 amino acids)
Biological process (GO): regulation of transcription by RNA polymerase II
Cellular component (GO): nucleus
Molecular function (GO): transcription cis-regulatory region binding
Source: RefSeq, a predicted model, not a curated record